Messenger RNA from Manihot esculenta (cassava), 896 nucleotides. Its product is annotated as probable peroxygenase 5. Gene Ontology annotation, molecular function: monooxygenase activity; calcium ion binding. NCBI's taxonomy places the organism in Eukaryota, Viridiplantae, Streptophyta, Magnoliopsida, Malpighiales, Euphorbiaceae. The record is from RefSeq and is a predicted model, not a curated record. The transcript is spliced from 7 exons. The coding region runs from base 53 to 751 and encodes 232 amino acids.
AAGGAAAACUAUCCUGAGAAGAAGGGAAGGAAACAAUUAUCAGAAUAAAAAAAUGCGUAAAAGCACAAUACUCUCUCUUAGCUUCUUCUGCCUUCUUUUCCUUUCUUCAUCUCUUCUGAGUUCGAAUUCAAUGGAUUCCACAUAUUCCAUAAUAAGCGACAAGCAAGAAAAGGGAAAAUUUAAACCAGAUGAGAGCAUCGCUCUGCAGACGCAUGCUUUCUUUUUUGACAGGAAUCAGGAUGGUUCAGUUUAUCCCUGGGAGACAUAUAAAGGUUUUCGUGCAGUUGGGGCUGGUGUGCUGCUUUCUGCUGCGAGUGCCUUUUUUAUCAAUACAUUGUUCAGUCAGAGAACUCGCCCUGGAAAGUUUCCUAAUCUACUCUUCCCUAUUGAGAUUGAGAACAUCCGUUUCGGCAAACAUGGGAGCGAUACUGAUAUCUACGACAAGAAUGGAAGAUUUGAUGAGGAGAAAUUCGAAGCUAUUUUCCGCAACUAUGCACGUACACAUCCAGAUGCACUGACGGCAAGAGAAGUGACGAAAAUGCGAAGGGGGAACAAAGAACCUAAAGAUUUAUUUGGAUGGGUUUCAGCCUGGGGAGAAUGGGUAGUAACGUACCCUCUUUUCAAGGACGAAAAUGGUUUGCUGCACAAAGAAACAUUAAGAGCUGUUUACAAUGGAACUGCUUUUAGAGAAAGGGAGAAGGAGUUGAAGGAGAAGCGAAAAGCGUCGGCUAAAAAGAAAGCAUCUAUUUAGAAAAUGGAGGAAUUGAUAUUGUUCGGAUUGGCUGCAGCUGGAUGGUCGUCUUCAGAAUGUUAAUAAAUUUUAUAAUUGUUAUUUGUUUUUGGCUUUCUGUUGUCAUAAUUUAUAAAUAAAUUGAGUAGCACUACUGUGUUCUCUA